GGCUCAAUGAAAGCUACACACCAACAACAGAACAGUAACUUGAGGCAGCAAUGAUAACUUCUUGUUAUUCAUUGCUCUCAACAAUAUCUUUCUUUGGGUUGGGACAUCUUGCCACUGAGGACAUGUUCAAAUGGGUUACAAGUCAGCCUAAGCUUGUCAAAGUUUCUUCCCUUAUUUGCAGAGCCAUGGACGACAUCGUCUCUAAUGAGUUUGAGCAGGAGAGAGGGCAUGUUGCUUCAGGAGUGGAAUGUUGCAUGAAGCAGUAUGGAAUUUCAGAAGAAGAAGCCUAUAAAAUACUCGAUGAAGACAUCAAAAAUUACUGGAAGGAUAUUAAUGAGGAGUGCCUGAACAAUCCACAUGAUGUUCCAAAGUCCGCGCUUGGUUUUGUCCUCAAUUUUGCCCAAGGGAUUGAGGUUGUCUAUGAAAAUCAAGAAGACAGAUUUACCAAUGGCAAGUCUCUCAAACAUUAUGUCGUCCAGCUCCUCUUGAACCCCAUACCCAUUGAGCCGUGACGCAGCUUUAUAUAUUUUAUAUUUAGGA
Molecule: messenger RNA, 540 nt
Organism: Neltuma alba
Lineage: Eukaryota; Viridiplantae; Streptophyta; Magnoliopsida; Fabales; Fabaceae
Product: alpha-copaene synthase-like
Exons: 2
Coding region: 51-512 (153 amino acids)
Biological process (GO): terpenoid biosynthetic process
Molecular function (GO): terpene synthase activity; magnesium ion binding
Source: RefSeq, a predicted model, not a curated record